Molecule: messenger RNA, 1185 nt
Organism: Aethina tumida (small hive beetle)
Lineage: Eukaryota; Metazoa; Arthropoda; Insecta; Coleoptera; Nitidulidae
Product: fibroblast growth factor 1-like
Exons: 4
Coding region: 262-873 (203 amino acids)
Biological process (GO): positive regulation of gene expression; positive regulation of cell population proliferation; fibroblast growth factor receptor signaling pathway
Cellular component (GO): cytoplasm
Molecular function (GO): growth factor activity; fibroblast growth factor receptor binding
Source: RefSeq, a predicted model, not a curated record
UUUAGAAUUAUACAAUUUUCUAUUUUAUUUUUGCGGCACACUGAAACAUAUUGCGUCUAUUUAUAACUUGGGCAUAAUAAAUUUAAAUCUUGAUUUCCGAGUUCAUUCAGGCACAGUCUGUUAUUCAUCAGAGUUAAUUGAAACGUUUCCGAGACUGAAAUUAAAAUUCUGGCAUUGCGUCACGUUUUAAGCGUGGAUGUAAAUUUAGGUAGAAAUAUUCAAGUACUUCGCAUUUUCCGGUCUGUACGCGGUAAUUAAAAGAUGUAUGCGAAAGGGGAAAUUGAAACUGACACUAGUAGUGAUUCAAGUGAUUCUAGUAGUGAUUUAGAGGAAACCGAUAAUGUAAAUCGACAAAAAAGGGACGUGAAAUGGUGUGGGGUUAGUGAUGAACAACCGCCACCGAAAGCUCACUGGCCUCCAGCUUCAUCGAGUCGAUCUCAUUAUGUACAUAUACCAUCUAGACCACGAUGGACCCAAUGGAAAAUGCAGCUUUAUUCCAAGACCGAGUAUCAUCUAGCUGUUUAUCCGGACGGAAGAGUUUUUGGAACGAAAGAUGAUACGGAUUUGCACACUUUUUUGGAAUUGAUGCCUGGAGGUGGCACGUCUUUGGUCAAAAUAAAAGGCUUGUUAUCAAAUAUGUACGUGGGGAUGAAUCAUAAAGGAAAAUUAUAUGCCGAGCCAGAUCCUUUAAGUGAUAAUAUAAUAUUCAUAGAGGAUUUUCAAGGGCUCUAUACAACGUAUAAAUCAAAGAAGUUUGAAAAAAGAGGUUGGUAUAUUGGGAUCAAGAAAAAUGGAAAGUUCAAAAGGGGGAGAAAAACUAAUGCGGGCCAAAAAGCUGUCAAGUUCAUACCUAGAAGGAAACGAUUUGAAUAAAAAUUUAUACAAAUGCCACGUUAAGAAAAUAUAUCUAAAGUAUAACGAUACUUUAGCAAUAUAUUUUUUUAUUAUUUAAGUUAUUAAUUAACUUAAAUAAUUCUAGUCAAUUAUAGUACGAAUAUAAUUAUAGUGGUUUUAUGUUUGUUAACUUCAGAAGUAUGUAACUUAACAAUAAUAGUUUUAAACGACAAUAAAAAUAAAUAUUGGACUCAUUCCUUUUACCACUACUUGCAGUAUUCACUCAUUUUAUAUUAUGUACAAACUAAUGCAGCUAAUUUAUGUUAAUUUUGAAUAAAAUGUUUUAUAUGA